This is a messenger RNA of Anopheles marshallii, 1650 nucleotides long. Its product is annotated as cytosol aminopeptidase-like. The transcript is spliced from 2 exons. The coding region runs from base 1 to 1650 and encodes 549 amino acids. Lineage: Eukaryota; Metazoa; Arthropoda; Insecta; Diptera; Culicidae. Gene Ontology annotation, cellular component: cytoplasm. Gene Ontology annotation, biological process: proteolysis. The record is from RefSeq and is a predicted model, not a curated record. Gene Ontology annotation, molecular function: manganese ion binding; metalloaminopeptidase activity.
AUGUCGUUUGGUGCGUUGAGACAAAUUAUAAGGCCAUCAUUUUUAAAAUCGCUCCAGUAUCAAGCAUCUCGGUAUAUACAGCAUAACAGUAAAAUUACGGAACAAUGUUCGAAUCCGGCUUCUCGUGGCCUAGUGCUAGGUGUGUAUGCGGACGAAAACGAUCGACUAGACAUUGGCGUACUAACGCCAACGGCGGCCAAAUACAAUGAGUCAUACACCAGUGGACGACUUCUUGAGCUUUUGCGGUUGGCCGGACCUAUGCCCAAACGGGGUGAAGUUCGAAUUCUGUACAAUCUCGAGCCGACAUAUUCCGCCGUAGCCGUUUGCGGUCUUGGUAGCGAAUGUCUUGGUUACGAUGAUGUAGAGAAAAUGGAUAUAUCUAAGGAGGCAAUCCGCAUAGCAGCUGCUCGUGGUUGCCAGGAGCUACAGCAGCUGGAAACCAGCCGUAUCUAUGUGGAAGAUUUUGGCCAUGCUGAGUCAGCUGCCGAAGGAGCCCAUAUGGGUCUUUGGGUUAAUCAGGAACUGCGAAGUCCAGACCUACGAAAAUUCAUUCCACAACUUCAGCUGUACUACGAACCGGAACUGCCCUGCGAUUCUAACGGAUGGCGCAUCGGAUUGGCGAAGGCUGAGGCACAAAAUCUCGCCCGCCAGCUGCAGGAAACCCCAUCAAACUUGAUGACACCCACUACAUUUGCUCAAAAUGUCGUCCAGAUACUGUGUAAUUCGGGAGUCAAUGUGGAAGUGAAGGUACGCGGAUGGGCGGAGAAUGAGGAAAUGACUUCUUUCCUGACAGUGGCAAAGGGUUCGUGUGAGCCACCGAUAUUUCUCGAGCUAAGCUACUACGGAACCAACACGAAGGAACCGCCGAUUAUACUGAUCGGCCAGGGCAACACUUUCGACAGUGGUGGCAUCUGUUUGAAGCCACUGGAAGCGCUAACAGACAUGCGUGCGGAUAUGACGGGUGCAGCAUGUGUCGUGGCAGCCAGUCGGGCCAUUGCCGCACUGAAGCUGCCCGUGAACAUACGGGCACUGAUUCCACUCUGUGAGAACAUGAUUGGAUGUAAUGCUAUGAAGCCGGGAGAUGUCAUUACGGUCAAGAACGGCAAAAGCAUCGAGAUUGUGAAGACGAGCAAUGAGGCACCUUUGGCAUUGGUGGAUGCGUUGCUGUACGCCGAACAUUUUGGUCCGAAGUACAUCGUGGACGUAUCUACCAUCUCCAAGGCAACUAUCGAAGCGUUCGGUAAGGUGUGUGCUGCUGUUUUCACAAACUCGGAAGAUCUUUGGCAGCGAAUUCAGAAUGCCAGCAUUCACACCGGAGAUCGUGUGUGGCGUCUACCACUGUGGGAUUACUACACGCAACAGAUCUGUUCGGCAGAGCAUGUGGAUGUGCAAAAUAUGGGAUUGGGAGAAGGGGCGAAUAGUUGCAAGGCGGCUGCAUUCUUGCGUGAGUUCUUGCCGUGUGGUAAAUGGAUGCACAUUGAUGCGCUAAACGUGAUGAAAACGAAAGGGACAGAUUUCCCGUACAUUCGACGGGGUAUGGCCGGACGACCUACGCGCACGUUGAUCGAAUUUAUAGCCCAGAGCGUUGUGCAAUGUUCGGACUGUGGUAACAGCAGCUCUUCCAAGUCAGAGAUCCAACAAUUGCGAUAG